CUGAAGAUAGUGUUCCGAUGACUUGCUAGUUCACGCGGGUGGACUGUCCGCUUGCGCGUCGCGUCGUGUGGUGAUCUUGUGGCGAGUUGUGACAUUGCCGUAUUUGCGGUGUGCCGAGUGCUUGAUGUCCACGCGGGCUACUACCACGGCGCGAUCAGAGACGCCACUGUGCCCGAGCGACGUGAAGCGGCGUCCGAGGACCGACGACCGGGUUCGUCGACUCCUGAACUGGCGCCCCACGCCGGGAGGACUCGUCACACCCACCGCCUGCUCGUAGCACCGCCUUGCACGCGCGUCUCUGUAUCUAGUCGUCACGGAUCUCGACGGUCCAGACUCAAAAAGAAGCGUGCCAUGACCUUUGUCCCGCCGUUCCUGGUCACCCUGCUGCUGCCACUGUUCCUGCUGUCCACCUCUUCACUCGUGAUGUGCCUCUUCUCGUCAAACAGCGGCAAUGCCUCGCUCUCCACUCUAGUAACGGCCAACAUGUCGGUGCCGGAGUUUCUCUCCGAAGCUCCCGCCCGCCUACGGGCGCGUCGAGCCGUCUCCUUCCCGGGUCGCAGCAGCGCGCGACGAGGGACCGAGUACAGUCCAGUGUCCAGUACCAUGCAGGCCAGGCGGAUACCCACCCCCGAGGAGCUACACGCGCUGCGCCGCCUUGUCUUUGAGAACGGCCUGCAGGACGAGAUCGCGCAGGAGGUCCAGGGACGGCAGGUCAACUACCCAGUUGGAGGCGAGCGCUUUUCUUAUAUGAGUACUCUUAGCAGCGAAAUCGGCUGCCAUGCCUAA
Molecule: messenger RNA, 786 nt
Organism: Rhipicephalus sanguineus (brown dog tick)
Lineage: Eukaryota; Metazoa; Arthropoda; Arachnida; Ixodida; Ixodidae
Exons: 2
Coding region: 352-786 (144 amino acids)
Source: RefSeq, a predicted model, not a curated record